Patiria miniata (bat star) is the source of this 2724-nucleotide messenger RNA. It is a transcript of the gene abcb8, whose product is annotated as mitochondrial potassium channel ATP-binding subunit-like. Gene Ontology annotation, molecular function: ATP hydrolysis activity; ATP binding; ABC-type transporter activity. Gene Ontology annotation, cellular component: membrane. Lineage: Eukaryota; Metazoa; Echinodermata; Asteroidea; Valvatida; Asterinidae. The coding region runs from base 74 to 2230 and encodes 718 amino acids. Gene Ontology annotation, biological process: transmembrane transport. The transcript has 17 exons. The record is from RefSeq and is a predicted model, not a curated record.
ACCAAUGCAGUACUGUGUGGAAAUUGCCGGCGUUUUUAAGUCAAAAACUUUUGGCAUGAAAUUCUAGUAAAAAAUGAACAUUUUAAUUUCAAAUAAUUCAGCUCGUCUGGCAUUUAAGCUGCAACCCACUUGUCGCACAACAGCUCGUGUGAUAAAGUCGUCCGCACGCAGUUUUAAUGUAGAAUCUAGCAGAUUUGUCACAGAUGUUCAAGUCUUUCGGCCGUUAGAGGUCUGCUGUUGCAGAACCACACGGGUGUACCAUGCGCUGAGGGCACGUUUUCUGCAAACAUGCCGACCGAAAUCUGGAGGCGUUUCUUAUCAGUUUCUACCUCGCCUUUCGACAGGUGCUGUUCUGUUCGGAGGCAGUUUGAGUUGGGGCUUGUGGGGCGUAGCAGCAGACUGUAAAAUAAGAACAAAAGGAAGCUCGCGUGUCCUGGACAAAAAUGCCUACAAAGACUCGGGAGAUUUCAAGCAUCCCCGCUUUCAGAAGAGGAAAUUUCUGCGGCUGCUUUGGCCAGAUAUAUGGUACCUGGUGGCUGCGGUUGUGAGUGCGCUGGCCGCCGCGCUGAUCAACGUUCAGAUCCCAGUCCUUCUCGGCAACAUGGUGCAGGUGGUGGCCGAGGCUGCAAAGCAUUCUGGGAAUUACUUGCAGGAAAUCCGCGGGCCGGCAGUGAAGCUCAUAAUAGCCUACUGUCUGCAGGCCCUGUGCACCAGCAGUUACAUCUCCCUCCUGUCAGCGGUCGGCGAACGCACCGCGGUCCGAAUGCGAGAGGCCCUGUUUGCUGCCCUCUUGAGGCAAGACAUUGCAUUCUUCGAUUCGCACCACACUGGAGAACUCAUCAACAGACUUUCGGCGGACGUGCAGGAUUUCAAGAGCGCCUUUAAGCUGUGCAUAGCUCAGGGCCUGCGCGGUUUCACCCAGACCCUUGGGGCCGGCGCGGCAAUGUACGUCCUGUCACCCAAGCUGACCUUGCUACUCAUCAUGGUGGUGCCGGGCCUGGUGCUGGUGGGGACGGGCAUCGGAGCCUCGCUGCGAUCGCUGUCACGCAAAGUCCAGGAGCAGGUUGCCAUGGGGACCUCGGUCGCCGAUGAGGCGCUAGGCAACAUGAGGACGGUUCGCUCAUUCGCGAUGGAGGACAAGGAGCUCGAGCUGUACUGCCACGAGAUUGACAAGUCCAGGCAGCUCAACGAGAAACUCGGCCUGGGGAUUGGGCUGUUCCAGGGACUCAGCAACUUGGCUCUCAACGGCAUCAUAGUGGGUGUGAUAUACCACGGCGGCUACUUAUUGGCCAGUGGGGAUUUGAAGGCCGGCCAAUUGAUGUCCUUUCUGGUAGCCUCACAGACCAUCCAGCGAUCGUUGGCCAGCAUCUCCAUCCUGUUCGGCCAGGCUAUCAGGGGCACGAGUGCAGGGGCCCGCGUCUUUGAGUAUUUGGACCUGGAACCCACCAUUCCUCUCAAGGGGGGCAAACAUAUCCUGUAUCACAGUUUCUACGGCAACGUGCACUUCAGCGACGUGACUUUCAGCUACCCAACAAGGCCGGACCAGGUAGUCUUGAAAGAUUUCAACCUGAGUAUCCCAGCAGGUAAAGUUGUAGCUGUGUGUGGACCGUCCGGUGGAGGGAAGUCCACCGUGGCCUCGCUGCUGGAGCGAUUCUACGACAUAGGUCGAGGGUCAAUCUCAAUCGACGGGGUGGACAUCCGUGAGCUGGACCCCAGCCGGCUCAGAGGCCGCACCAUCGGCUUCAUCAAUCAGGAACCUGUACUGUUUGCCACAACUGUGAAGGAGAACAUCCGAUACGGCAAUCCAGAGGCCACAGACCAAGAGGUCUUGGAGGCAGCUGCCCUCGCCAACGCUCAUGAGUUCAUUUUGGGUUUCCCAGAGGGUUACGACACCGUUCUGGGCGAGCGAGGGGUGACAAUAUCCGGAGGACAAAAGCAAAGGAUUGCAAUAGCUCGGGCACUGAUCAAGAACCCUUCCAUCUUGAUUCUUGACGAGGCCACAAGCGCCCUCGACGCCGAGUCUGAGAGAGUCGUACAAGAAGCGAUCGAUAAGGUGUCCAAAGGUCGUACAGUCCUUGUUAUCGCCCACAGACUGAGCACCAUCAGGAACGCAGAUCUCAUUGCAGUACUCGACAACGGAAGAAUUCAAGAGUUGGGAACUCAUGAAGCAUUGCUGAAGAGAGGUGGGAUAUAUGCUGACCUGAUCAGGGGACAAGCAGCGAGGAAGUGAAGUGCCAACGCCGUCGUCUGAAGAACCACCGGUGUUGUAGUCGAGUACUUUAAUCUGAGUACAAAGUACUGCCGAGUAACAAGCUAUCGACUACCACUCGCAUCUGUUAACGUUGACUCGAGAGAACAAGUACAUGUACUCAAGUCUAAGUACUUGGACUUAAACGUUUUGUGAAGCCGAGUCCGAGUACUUGGACCUCCGAGUACAAAUACGCAUACUUGGACCUCCGAGUAUGAGAAGGAGUACUUGGACAGGUCUCUGAGUAUGAGUACUUUAUGGGGUACUUAAGUAAGAACAAUUAAAAUCUUAGGUAAAGGAAAUCGAUCAGAUCCACAGCCUGGUACUAUUCGUUUAGUAUCGAUAAUACACAAGCAUGUGCCUCUCCAAGAGAGGAGAUUUUUUUCAUGCAAAACUAAAUUACUCGAUUUUACGAGUAGUGUGAUGAUUGAGUGUGAUAUCAAAUUGUUAAGUCCAAGUACUUUGCUUCUCGAGUA